GAAGCGCUCAACUCCCCCUAGUGGUCUGGCGCACUUCCGUUAUCUCUACAAACUUUGCUCUCACGGCCAUUGCAGUCAUGCUAGUGCCCCGGUUCUGGUCCACGCGGUCAGAAAGUACCUGUACCGAGCCCACGCUGUGGUUGUAGCUGACCGUUGGUGCAGAAGUCCCUCAGGGUGGGUGAGAGAGUGCAGGUGAGCCGUUAAAACGCGGAACCAUGGUAGCGCAGCUUAGCGCCGAGCUAACGCUAGCACACAGGGAGCUAGCCUGUGUUUACUCACAUGGAGCUGCUGGCUUUCACUCAGCAGCUGUCUGAUCGUUUAGGUUUGAAUUAACCGGAGCACAUUUAACGUUGGCAGCUUUUUGGGAAACUAAGCGAAGUAAAGAAGCAAGCUAGGCGGAAAUGAGACCUCUUCUACUGUCAAAUGUCGACCACUGCAGCUAAGUUUAGUUCUUAACAGAAGCAGUUAGAUCCAGCUUUCAUCGUGGACGUGACUCUGCAAAUGUGUUGCGUCGUGCUUUAUUAUGAUAUUUUCCUGCUACGCAGAUUGACAUUAGUGUGUUUUAAAAGCGGCGGGUUUUUGGUAACAGGGAAAAAAGGAAGUGCACACUUAAACACAGAUAUCCGCAGGGAAGGUAUCGGAAUCUGAACUUGUUGUUGUUGAGAGGCUCAACCUGCAGCCCUGUCCUGAGAGAAGGACCAGCCUGGCCAUCUGCUCUAAGAACAAGAUAUUUCUGAUUGGCCUCAGUGGGGAAUAGAGUCCAUAACAAGAUGAAACCCAGUGGUAGUUAGUCAGGUUGUGGUUAUUUUACUUGCCUUUUAUUAACACCAAACUUUUUUUUUUCUUUAGAAGAAUAAGGAAACUGGGCUAGAUCGACCAAGAGCAUACUAAUACUAUUUGAAAGAACUCAUCCUGAAGACUAAAUUAGGAGAAAUGUCGCCUAUCCAACCCUUUGGUUCUGAAACCUGUAAAUCCAAUGCAAUGUAUUGGGUUCUGAAGACACCCAAUUAAUAACUAGGAAUAAGCUGCGUUUGGUCUGUUCUAUGAAAGCGUCAGAGGUGUGUUAGGGAGCAUCUGUGGACAACGGCAUCAUGAAGAUCAAGCAACACAGCAGACAUGUCAGAGAUAAAGUUGUGGAGAAGUUCAAAGCAGGCUUAGCCUGUAAAUCAAUAGCCAGUGCUUUGGACAUGCCAAAGAACACGGUUCAGUCCAUCGUCAAUAAGUGGAAGCAAUAUGGCACAACUGCAAACCUGCCAUGCCACCGCCGUCCAGCUAAAAAGACAAUACAGCCGCGGCGGGCGUUAUUCGGGGAAGUGUUGAAGAGACCCGUGGUAAUUCUGGAGAAGCUGCCGAGAUCCACGGCUCAGCAGGAGAUGGAUGGAGUUGGCUGGAGCACUUCCAAGUCACAGGAGGCCUUCAGAACGGACACUCUGUCCAGGCUCGCCAGCUUCAUCGCGCGCACCGACACCAAGCAGCCCCAGAGCCACCACCCCCACCUGCCUCUGUACGGCUGUCAGGAAUGUAAGAAAGGCUUCCCCUACGCCAAAGACCUGCUGCCACACCAGGAGCUAAAGAACGCGCUGCCUAAACCUCACCGCUGUCCCCUAUGUGGGCAGCAGUUCUCCCUGAGGUCGUCCUUGCAGCUGCACCAGUGUGAUCUGGACUCGCACCAGCGUGACGGCGGCCAUGGGUCGACGCGGCGCGGCGCCCCCUGCACGACGCCGCUCUCAAAUGCGGGCAGGGCGCCGGAGAAGUCGCUUCAGCGGCCGCCGCACCUUUUGGACAGCAGUCCGUACGCGUGCGCCCCGUGCGGGAGGAGCUUCAGCCAGAAGCAGGCGCUGCUGCACCACCAGCAGGCCAGCUGCAGCGGCUCUCCGUCCAACGUCGCCGACGCCCGCAGCCUCCCCGACGAGUCUCCGCCCGUUUCCGAGGGCGACUCCGCCCACUCGGACUUUUCCGACACCCCGGGUCCCAGCGGCGGUACCAUCAGCAUGUGCCACAUCUGCUCCAGGAUCUUCUGCACCGAAGCGGCGCUGCUGCAGCACUUUCAGGACAACCACCUCCAGGAGGAGCUAAACGCCAAAGCGCAGCGUGACGCAGAGGGGGAGAGGACUGUGGAGGUUAACGGAGGGCCCAGUCAAAGCCUGAAAUCCAAAAAGAAGUUUCUAAGCUGUCGCUCCUGUGACAUGGUCUUCAGGUGCACGUCUAAACUGUACAUGCACAGGAAAGAGAAGCACAGGAGAGAAAACAGCGCCAGGCGGGAGCCCAGGCCCGCCAUCAAGAAGCUCAGAAAAGUGUGCACCUAUUCGUGUCAGAUAUGCAGCAAAGUUUUCUUCCAUCACCUGUCACUCAGGGCGCAUUGCAAACGCCACGCAGAGGAAGGGCGCGCCCCCGCCGAAGACAAAGACGUCUCCGCAAGCAGCACCAUCAAAGACUCCCAACCCGUCAAAGUCAAUCCCAACGUGGCUAAAAUACGGCGGCCGGGGAUUAAAACUCGCAAACCUGGUCCUGGACGGCCUAAGAAGACGGACAGCGCUUUGAUUCGCCCUGACAGAGAGCAGCAGGCGGAGGAGGAGAGCGACUUCCCCUGCCCCUCCUGUGCACAGGUCUUCUCCGUGCAGCAGCAGCUGAAGGAGCACAUGGAGCUCCACCAGUCCUCUGUGAGGAGGCGCCACUGCAGCGUGUGCAGCAGCGAGAUGGACGCGUGCAAAGGGCCCGGCUCCAAGAGGCAGAGGCUGUACCACUGUGUUCCCUGUCAGCAGGGCUUCUCAGCACUGGACUCUUUCCUAGAACACUGUCAGGAGCACCUCCGCAUCAGGGUGGAGGAGGACCGCAUGUCAGAGGGCCCGCCGCUGCAGGCCAGCACAGCCUGACCUUUAGUGCCACGCCCUCAGCGACUGCCUUUCUGCAUGCGAUGGGCGGGGCCCUCAUACACCAAGCUGACCUGAGGGUCCGCCUCCUGGCUUCUUUAUGCUGCUUUGUUUCCAUUUUGCACCGUUAGCUCAGCUGAGUUGGGUUCUGUGCCGGUCAGGGUGUCGAUCAUGUGUCAGUUUGGUGUAUGAGAGCCUGCUGAAAUGUAAUCAUGGAGCUGAUGACUGAAUGUUAACCUACCAACAUAUCAUCCAGGUCUGAAGGAACUCCUGUAACCAUGUGGCGUGUUUUUCUGUUCUUUGUUUUUCUCUCAGUAGACCACUGAGGUCCAUCAGAGCCUCUGAAAACGGGACCAUGUUCACUAAGCGGAUCAGGAACACAUUGGAAACGGCAAUCAAAACCAGAUCUGUGUUUUCUGAACAACUGUGUUGGAAACCUAAGAGUAGUGCUUCUGUUCUUAAUGCUUCUGUUCACACUACCAUGAAUAUUACCCAUCUGCUCGUGGCUUUUUCUUCUUCAGUCAAAUAUAUUGUUUGCCUUUGCUGAAUCUGAACACAUUCAUCGGGGCGUGCUGCCUCCUGCGUAGAACAGGCUCAACCAACAGGGUCCUUCUGUUUUGAGGAGACAAACUAUUUGUGAUUCAGUCUGGCUAAAUCACAUGUGAGAUGUUCCAACACAUUUUUCAAGUACUUUAGUUAAGAAGGGUAACGUGUUCUGCAGUGUAUAAUGUAUGGUUCUCCCUGCAGGUGGCCAAUAAUUACUCUAACUGGCCAUGUAUGAAUGGCGGGUCAGUGAGGCGUACCACAGGGUCAGAAUUAUGCUGAUGGUGCAUAGUUUUAGGUCUGAAGGUGUCUGGGCCCGACGCCCUUCGCCUCUCAGCACACUACUUGGUUCGGGUGGAAAGGAGAAAGAUGGCGGCCAGUGGGCACACCUUCAGGGAGACGUAAUGCUUCCUGCGUCUCUUUAAAUGGCCUCGGCCCAUCUGACCAGAACUAUCUGAUCACGGCGUUUAUGUUCAGCGAAGAUGUGGAGUGGGUUUGAAUUCUGUCAGCAGCUGAUGCCCAAAAUGUGUAACCUUUAAAUGUUUGAUGCAGGUUCUGUGCCAACUUUGUUCAGUGGGUGGAACCCAGUAUAUACCACUUUAAUUUGGACAAAACUUCUAUCUAAUGUUUAGAUUGUGUAACAGCGUUUCACUAGAAGCGUCUCCAGGCUGCCGCUGUGUGUUGAGGGGUUCAAAGCAAAACAGCGACUGCCUGAAGAAAUGCUCCUGAUUACGAUCCAGCUUUUAGUGGAGGUUUAGGUUUAGUGGAGCUGGUGAUAAAAUCACUGGCUUUGGUUUAGUUCCCUUUUUCACGGCCCAUUCAUUAGCAGAUGAGGUCUGCAGCUGCUUGAGAGCAUGUGGCUUGUUUUCAGAUUCCUUUUUUUUUUUUUUUUGCCAUUAUAAAGUUGCAUUAUUGUUGCCCUCGCUCCCACAAUGUCCCCAACGUUCACGGGAAUAUGUGUUGCGUCUUUAGUUCAUUUCAUUUGUCCAGCUGGCUGAAGUCUCACCUAUGCAACCGUGGAUUAAGAGCAGCUCCUCGGUGUCUGUGUCACUCGAUAAGUGCGCUUUGAUGAACCCACUGGCAUUUUCUCUUUUCUUUUGAGGUGUCCAGCUACCGUUUUCAGGGUGCUACUGUGAAAAUGUUCAACAUGAUUAAGUUUUAAACAUUUUGGUGUGUUUUUUUUUUUUUUUUGUUUUUUUUAUAUACUUUGGUUCCUACUUCUUUAUAGAUGACAGAAUAAAAACUUUACAGCAGAGA
This is a messenger RNA of Fundulus heteroclitus (mummichog), 4670 nucleotides long. RefSeq lists its product as uncharacterized. The transcript has 2 exons. The coding region runs from base 1092 to 2873 and encodes 593 amino acids. The record is from RefSeq and is a predicted model, not a curated record. Gene Ontology annotation, molecular function: RNA polymerase II cis-regulatory region sequence-specific DNA binding; DNA-binding transcription factor activity, RNA polymerase II-specific. NCBI's taxonomy places the organism in Eukaryota, Metazoa, Chordata, Actinopteri, Cyprinodontiformes, Fundulidae.